Macroventuria anomochaeta is the source of this 788-nucleotide messenger RNA. RefSeq lists its product as uncharacterized. The record is from RefSeq and is a predicted model, not a curated record. NCBI's taxonomy places the organism in Eukaryota, Fungi, Ascomycota, Dothideomycetes, Pleosporales, Didymellaceae. The coding region runs from base 42 to 788 and encodes 248 amino acids. The transcript has a single exon.
GUUUGUUUCGUUUCCCACUCCAGCAUCGCGCACUUCUUGGCAUGCACCAUCCCACUACCUAUAAAAUCCACAUUUUCCUCUCUCACCACUGCUCCUCAUCGCGCGACCGACAAGCUUUCAACUCAAUUCAGUUGAUACCUUCCGCAACCGCGAAAGUCAAUCACACUCGUUACUACUUCACCAUGUACUUCCCCAACACCACGGCCUGCAUCAGCAGCUUCCUCAUGGCCACCGCGUCCGCCAGUACGCCGGCCUCGUUCGAGGUCCCCGGUUCUGCUCCCGGCACCGCUGCGGUGCCUGAGGUCGACACGACCACCAUCUACGAGACCUCAAUCUACUAUUUCACACCCGCGGUCACCGUCACCAGCGCACCCAUUGCCAGUGUUGCCGCUAGCAGCGCUCCCAUCAAUAGCACCGCCACCGUGACCAGCUCUACCGGCUACACGCCCCCUCCUGCUGAGAUCACACCCUCCGUCUACAUCACUGACGGCAAGACCUUCGUCCCCGUCACCCUCUGGGAGCAGAACUCCACCGUGGUCAUCUUCCCUCAGAACAGCACUGCGCUCGAGAUCUCUACCGGGUACCCGGCCAACGGCACCUCGACUGUCGUUGUCACGACCACAGCCUCGUCGUCCAAGACUGCGGCUACUACUUCCAAGGACAAGACCUCUGCGACUGCGUCCGCGUCCGCAAGCGGUAGAGAGGUGCCUGUCAACGGUGCUGGCAAGGUCGCUGGGAAUGCGUUGCUUGGUUUGGGCGCUGUUGCUGGCUUCAUGGCGCUUUUGUAG